GCUCAUCUCAGUUUGUCAGCAUUCAGGACGGUGACUUGGUAAAUCACACAGUUACUGUACGAAUUGACAAAUCUGUGAUUGUGAAGGACUCGUUCGCUAUGGAUUCUUACUAUAAUCAGUCUUCAGACAACCCUCAUCACGAGUGGUCAUCGGUUGUUCUGACUUUGGACCCAAAUGUGGACGAACAAGAACUGAUUGAGUCAAUGAAACAGUUCAGCCAAAUCCACUCUUUGGAUUUUUCUUUUGAUGAAGACACUAAUUGCAGACACAUUUAUGUGACUUUUGAGCAUUCAGGACGGGACCAGCAACCAGAUCCUGUGGUCCCCACGAGCCGCUUUAUUGAGCUGAAGACACUGCUCGUGAGCAAUCUGCACCCAAUGGUCACCGAACAACAGCUUAUUGAAAAGUUUGGUGCAUUGGGGUCCAUCUCGACUGUGCAAGUGUGCAGAAACAACAUCAUCUCUCCUGCUUAUGCCUUUGUGACUUUCCAUCAUCGACGUGAUGCAGUGCGAGCACAAAAAGCUCUGAACUUCACUGAUUUACUGAAUAAACCUCUGAUCAUCAUGUGGGGCCCAGACAAGACAAUUGAGGUCCUCUCAGAUAAUGACAGCAGCUCUCCAAGACAAACAGAAGAGAGAGAGACAGCUGGAGAAACAGAGGAGAGAAAGACCAGUGGAGAAACAGAGAGAGAGGCCGCUGGAGAUACAGAGGAGAGAAAAACCAGUGGAGAAACAGAGAGAGAGGCUGCUGGAGAUACAGAGGAGAGAAAAACCAGUGGAGAAACAGAGAGAGAGGCCGCUGGAGAUACAGAGGAGAGAAAGACCAGUGGAGAAACAGAGAGAGAGGCCGCUGGAGAUACAGAGGAGAGAAAGACCAGUGGAGAAACAGAGAGAGAGGCCGCUGGAGAUACAGAGGAGAGAGCGAACAACGAGUCUUCAUGGGGAAGAAGGAUCUCCAACAAUGUGAAAAGUGCUGUGAAAGCUGCGGUGAGCAGUCCAGCAGCCUGGGUCGGAGUCGGCAUAGGUGUCUGUGCUGCUUAUGCCUACUUCAGGAGCAGGAGCUAGUGUGGACACUUUCUAAAAGACGAGAAGGCCUGCCUCUCGAUCUCCACUCAUCAUCCCCAGAGUGACCAAUCACUGCUCCAGAAAGACCUUGAUUUCCCCAGCAGGCCAAACACUUGCAAUAAAUGUGAAUUGAAUAAACUGUCUUGUGUGUGUCUCAUUCAGCAUUAAAGCUCAGCCUUGUAAUUUAUAUUCAUCCAAGAGAAGCAUAAUAGCACUUUGUUCCAGACACAGAAGUAAACAAUAGGAUUAUCUUCACAUCUAUUGAUGUGUUAGACAAUAACUUAUAGACCGUUUGAGAAGAAGGACUGCAUCAAAGAACAAUCAAAUGUAGAAUUGCAAAUCAGGAUUUCAAUUAUAA
Molecule: messenger RNA, 1422 nt
Organism: Danio rerio (zebrafish)
Lineage: Eukaryota; Metazoa; Chordata; Actinopteri; Cypriniformes; Danionidae
Source: RefSeq, a predicted model, not a curated record